AACAUAUGGGCCAUGGAUGCAUCUGAUUUUGUUUUGGGCGGUUUUGCCAGUGUGGGGGCCACCUUCUUUACCAACCCCAUCGAAGUCGUCAAGACACGUAUUCAACUUCAAGGUGAAUUGGCGGCUCGCGGUACUUAUGUGGAACCAUACCGGGGUAUUGUCCAUGCCUUUGCAACGGUGGCCAAAAAUGAUGGUUUGACCGGACUUCAAAAGGGUCUAGUACCAGCUUUAUAUUUCCAAUUUAUUAUUAAUUCAUUUCGUUUAAGCAUUUACAAUAUGGCCUUAAACAAGGGAUGGAUGCAUAAGAAAAAUGGUGAAGUAUCAUUUGGUCUGGGCCUGUGUUGGGGUGCUGCGGGUGGUGCCAUUGGUUCCUAUUUUUCUAGUCCAUUUUUUAUGGUUAAAACACAACUACAAUCACAAGCUGCAAAGCAAAUUGCCGUUGGAUACCAACAUGCCCAUACCGGCAUGAUGGAUGCCCUAUCACAAAUCUAUAACAAGCGUGGAAUCUAUGGCUUGUGGCGCGGCUCCAUGGCUGCCAUACCACGUGCUGCUAUCGGCUCCGGAGCACAAAUUGCCACAUUUGGCAAAACCAAAUACAUGCUCAAACAAUACGAUAUUGUCACUCAGCCUACAUUGAAUUCGUUUUGUGCCGGCCUUAUUGCUGGCUCCCUAAUGUCGGUGGCCAUAACACCGCCAGAUGUCAUUUCAACUCGCCUCUACAAUCAAGGAUGGGACGAACGUGGCCGUUACAAUGGUUGGCUAGAUUGUUGUGUUAAGAUAUUAAAAUCAGAAGGUAUUUACGGUUUGUAUAAAGGAUUUUGGGCCAAUUACCUUAGAAUAGCACCACACUCAACGCUAGUUUUGUUGUUCUUUGAUGAAUUGCUUUUGGUGCGUGAUAAAUAUCUACAGGAUAAAAGUAAUAGGCAUUAA
Molecule: messenger RNA, 930 nt
Organism: Musca vetustissima
Lineage: Eukaryota; Metazoa; Arthropoda; Insecta; Diptera; Muscidae
Product: solute carrier family 25 member 35-like
Exons: 4
Coding region: 13-930 (305 amino acids)
Source: RefSeq, a predicted model, not a curated record